GGAGGAAGGAGGAGGAGGUGGCGUUGGUGGUGAAGGAGGAGGAGGAGGAGGAGGAGGAGGAGGAAGGGCAGGAGCUGUGGGGAUGGUAGCAGGAGCAGGAGGAAGAGGAAGAGGGGGAAAGGAGGCCAGGGAGAUGUACCUCAUCCAGUUCCCCGGGGAAGAAGAGGACGAGGGAGGGAUGAUGGAGGACGAGGAAGGGGAGGGCAGCCACAGCGGUGAGGGGGAGGAGACGGCCAACAUCAAAGAGGAGUUUCCACAAACAGAGGGCUAUCAACCCGCCUCUCUCCAGCUAAUCAAGGAAGCUUUGAAGAUGGACCCGCCCAACCAGAACCUCCAAACCGGCUCCAGAGCCCAAAGCGAAGGAGAGCUGUCAGAUCGUCCCCCGACCCUUCAUUCGGGUGAGGGAGAAGAGGAGGAGGACUGGGACGGGGAAUCCUCGGAGCCGUCGGAGAGCGGCAUGACCAUGGAUGAGCUGAGGGGUCUGGAAUCCGCACUGAGGGCCGAGAGAGGCCGCGAACAGGCCGCCCUGACGGCCUCCCAGCCCGUCAGCCCAGACUCGGAGGUAGUGCGAGAAAGCGAGGACAGCCUGGCCCCAAAGUACAUUGGUCUUGAUGGAAUGGAGCAGGACGAAGAGCUGGAGCCGCCCACCCUGCAGAGAGAGGAGCAGAUAGGGCCAGGCAGGUUGAAAGACGCCGUGAGAGAGUUGAAGGUAGGCUGGUCCAAGAAGUUGCGAGAGGGCGACUCGGCGGCGGUCAUGACUGGAAAGGACGUGGUGGAGGAGGGAGAGUCGGAGCACCUGCCCCCACUGUCUGCUUCAGGGAGUAUCGGGGAGAGCGGAGGGGAAGAGGAGGGCGGCGCGGACCUGCUCCACUUCUGCCCGCAGUGUGGAGGAGGCUUCACCACCGAGGCUGAGAUGGAGGAGCACCCUUGUCCACUAGGAGCCAAUCAUUUACAGGACAGCGGAGAGGAAGGUCUUUUCCCCUGCGCCCACUGCGGCAACACGUUCAGCCACGCCUGGGCUCUCAAGAAUCACGAAUGCGCCUGUGCCGCCGAGAGGCCGCACUGCUGCGAGAUCUGCGGGAAGCGCUUCACGCACUCGCGCUCGCUGGAACGGCAUCAUCUGGUGCACACGGGCGAGAGGCCGCACCGGUGCCCUCAGUGCGGACGCAGCUUCAGUCGUCUGGGCAAUUUGGAGCGGCACCAGCGGAUUCACACGGGCGAACGUCCGUACGGGUGCGAAGCGUGCGGGAAGCGGUUCAGCCGCGUGGAGUACUUAAAGAGACAUCAGCUCAUACACAGCGUGAAAAGGCGGCACUCCAGUGCUCCAAUUGUGGAAGUGGCUUUAGUGAUGUGGAGCAACUGAAAAACCACCAGUGUUUUUAGAGGCGCUCCUUCAAAUCUCUGAUAGAACUGGAAAGGAAAAAAGCAGGUUUUUAAUUGAAUGUGGUGGACUUUAGGUGAUGAAUGUGACCGGUGGAUGCUAAUUUUAUUCUCAGUGAUUUUGCUUUUCUUACACACUCUGACAUGAUGAAGAAGUUAAAUUAACUUUUAAGUUAAAGAAGCAGAUACAUUUGUGUGGACGAUUUUUUUGUUGAGUACAUAAAGAAGGCAAAUGUCCAAAGUUGACAGGAAGUCAGUUGUACAUGGUGUUUCUCUAUAUUUCAUUCUUCAGCUGUUUUAAUUUGAGGUGUUCUCAUCUGUAUGUACAAAGCUUGUACUUAUUUAUGAUAAUCAAUGAAUUGUACAUUUUUGUCUUUUUAUCAAUAAGUCAAUCACGUUGAAGCCGAUGCCCUCGUGCCCUCGUUUUAUGCCGGACAAUAUAAUUGACAGCUUGGUAUUUUGUAUGUUUUGUGUUUUGGUCUUAUCAGUAAGAAAUAAAUAUUUCAAUUCAUCAGAAGA
This is a messenger RNA of Sebastes umbrosus (honeycomb rockfish), 1899 nucleotides long. RefSeq names its product zinc finger and SCAN domain-containing protein 22. The record is from RefSeq and is a predicted model, not a curated record. Gene Ontology annotation, molecular function: RNA polymerase II cis-regulatory region sequence-specific DNA binding; DNA-binding transcription factor activity. Gene Ontology annotation, biological process: regulation of transcription by RNA polymerase II. Lineage: Eukaryota; Metazoa; Chordata; Actinopteri; Perciformes; Sebastidae.